AUGCAGACGACCAAAGUAUCGACUGUAUCGUAUUCUUCCCAAAACAACUGUUCCCGAACAGAACAGUCUCUCCACUUACGAGGUCCACCCACUGCUAUCAGCGAUGGCAGUUUUGUCGUCAAACCCGUUCUUCAAUCAAACGACUCUAGCUUUGGCGCUGAAAUUGGUGGCGUAGAUUGGACAAACCCAAUUCCAGCCAAAGUGGUCAGACAACUGGUCGACCUACAAGACAAGUAUGCGGUUCUGAUCUUUCGAGGAACCGGGCUUGACAAUGAUCGCCAUAUUGCCUUUUCGCAACAGCUUGGAGAAAAGCUCGAAGUCAACCCAUUUUUCCACGGCAUCGAGAAAGAUCGUCUGCAAGAGCCGUUUCUGUGGGAUGUCUCGAACAUUGAGCUCGACGGGUCUUUGGUGGAGAAGGACAGCCGGAGAUGGCACCACAGCCUGGGCAAUGCUCUUUGGCACACGGUACGGGUUCUGAAUCAUCUCUGGCACUCACGCAGACUUGCAUCGCCCGUGAUCUACGGUCAGCCAACCGCGGAAGAGCUCUCACUCAAACCACCGGCAUUCCACAAACUCGUUCAAACUGCGCCUGACGGACGCAAGACAUUGUAUCUCGCUGCUCAUGCCAAAAAGAUCGCUGGCAGAUCUUUUGAGGACAGCCAAAAGCUCAUCUGGGAGUUGAUUGAGCACUGUACGCAGCCAGAGUAUGUCUUCUCCAUGGAGUGGCUUGCAGGCGGAGAUAUGGUAUGGUGGGAUAACAGGCAAUGCAUGCAUCGAGCAAAUGCUUACACAGAAAAUAUGACAGCGAGGGAUGUGCGAAGGGCAACAGUCAUUGAUGAUGGCCCGCUGGCCUUUGGUGUAAAUGCAGAAGAGUUGGUCCCUGGCAAGGAACGUAAAGAGACAGCAGCAUAG
Molecule: messenger RNA, 912 nt
Organism: Zasmidium cellare ATCC 36951
Lineage: Eukaryota; Fungi; Ascomycota; Dothideomycetes; Mycosphaerellales; Mycosphaerellaceae
Exons: 6
Coding region: 1-912 (303 amino acids)
Molecular function (GO): oxidoreductase activity
Source: RefSeq, a predicted model, not a curated record